Molecule: messenger RNA, 625 nt
Organism: Monosiga brevicollis MX1
Lineage: Eukaryota; Choanoflagellata; Craspedida; Salpingoecidae
Exons: 6
Biological process (GO): piRNA processing
Cellular component (GO): pi-body
Molecular function (GO): protein binding
Source: RefSeq, a predicted model, not a curated record
GCGGUUGUGAUCAGUGGGCGACUCGAUCGACGGCAGCGGCUCACAUUUCUGGCCUUGGGGCCAUCUGAGCAAGUUGUGAAGGCGUUGCUACCACAGCACGGCCAGUGGUUUUGGGUUGAUACUUGGUCCAAAGCCGUGCUCAUCCAGUGCUGGACCACGGACUGACAUCAUGGGCAAGAAGGAAGAUGGUGAAUUGCUCAAGGCUGCUGCCUCGGGAGAUCUGCAAAAGCUGAUGGGCAUUCUCACGGGUCAAGUCAAGCCUUCCCUGUUGGGGUCGAUCAAAAAGCGCCGCCCUCAAGAAACACACAAGGCCGUACAUCUCAAGGACCACAAUGGCCAGCUGAUUCCACAACAAGCCGCGCCCAGUGUGCGCAUGGAUGUGCGCGAUGAAAAUGGCAACACUGCACUCAUCAAUGCCGUCCUUGCUGGACACAUUGAUGUUGUGGAGAUGCUGCUCGCUUUCGGUGCCAACGUCAAUGCCCAAGACUCGCAAGGCAACACCCCCCUACACAUGGCAGCAUGGCAGGAACGUGCAAGCAGCAGUGACAUUGCCGAGUUGCUGAUGAAGCUCAACGCUGAUCCCAACAUCAUCAACAACUCUGGCGCCUCGCCUCUUCAUCAUGCC